Molecule: messenger RNA, 1680 nt
Organism: Parascedosporium putredinis
Lineage: Eukaryota; Fungi; Ascomycota; Sordariomycetes; Microascales; Microascaceae
Source: the annotation of a GenBank genome assembly
AUGUCGAUCGAGAGCUUCGACAAGAUUUACCUCGACCUCUCGAAAGAGGAUGGCAAGUGCAGGUUCGCCAAGGACGGCUUCGGAUGGAAGCCCUCGGGCGGCGGCGACACAUUUACGCUCGACGGCACGCAGAUUGGCAGCGCGCAGUGGAGCCGGGCCGCCCGCGGCUACGAGCUCAAGAUCCUCGACCGCACCUCGCGCGUGAUCCAGCUCGACGGCUUCCAGCACGACGACCACGAGCGCCUGGCCAAGAUCUUCAAGAACUGGUACAGCGCCAACCUCGAGAACAAGGAGCGCGCCCUCCGUGGCUGGAACUGGGGCAAGGCCGAGUUCACAAAGGCCGAGCUGGCCUUCAACGUCCAGAACCGCCCCGCCUUUGAGCUCCCCUACUCCGAGAUCUCCAACACCAACCUUGCCGGCCGCAACGAGAUUUCCAUCGAGUUCGCCCUGCCGGCCGAUGGCGAGGUCGUGCCCGCCGGCGGCAAGGGCAAGAAGGUGUCGGCUGGCGAUGACCAGCUCGUCGAGAUGAGGUUCUACGUCCCCGGUACCACGACUCGCAAGGAGGCCGAGGGUGAGGAUGCGGGCAGCGCCGAUGAGGAGGAGAAGAACGCUGCGACCCUCUUUACGAGACGCUCAUCGAGAAGGCCCAGAUUGGCGAGACGGCGGGCGAUACAAUUGCCACAUUUUUGGACGUUCUCCAUCUUACUCCCAGGUCGUUUCGAUAUCGACAUGUACGAAAGCUCCUUCAGGAUGCGCGGCAAGACGUACGACUACAAGAUUCAAUACGAAGCCAUCAAGAAAUUCAUGGUUCUUCCCAAGCCCGACGACAUGCAUUACAUGCUCUGCGUUGGCCUAGAUCCUCCCCUCCGGCAAGGUCAAACUCGAUACCCCUUCAUCGUUAUGCAGUUUAAGAAGGACGAUGAGGUCACUAUCGACCUAAACCUGCCCGAGGAAGAGCUCAGCGGCAAGUACCAGGACAAGCUCCAGGCUCACUACGAGCAGCCCCUACACGAAGUCGUCACCUUUAUCUUUAGGGGCUCGCCAACAAGAAGAUUAGCACCCCGCCAAGGACUUCCAAACCAAUUCGGCAUCAAAUGUUCCAUCAAGGCCAGCGAGGGUUUCCUCUACUGCCUGGAAAAGUCCUUCAUGUUCGUCCCCAAGCCCGCCACAUACAUCGCCUACGAGCAGACGCAGUCCGUCACCUUUUCCCGUGUUACCGGCGCCGUCGCCGCCCUCUCCACCUUUGACAUCACCGUGCAGCUCAAGAACGGCGCGGGCUCCUCCCAGUUCUCCAACAUCAACAGGGAGGACCUCAAGGGGCUCGAGGAGUUCUUCCGCAUCAAGGGCAUCCGCGUCAAGAACGAGAUCGACGAGGACGCCAAACUUCUCGCCGCCACCCUCCGCGGCGAAGAGCUCUUGUCCUCGGACGACGAAGUCGUUGGUCCCAAAGCCGACCGCGGCUCCGCCGACGAAGACGAGGAGAGCGUCGACGAGGACUUCCGCGCCGAGAGCGAGAGCGACGUCGCCGAAGAGUACGACAGUAAUCACGAGAGCUCGGGCGAGGAGAGCGGUAGCGGCGGCGGCGCCGAGAGCGACGUCGAUGAUGAGAUGGAGGUGGACGAUGACGAUGAUGGCGGCGACGAAGACGAGAAGCCGAAGAAGAAGAAGAAGAAGACGUAA